Molecule: messenger RNA, 2487 nt
Organism: Lepus europaeus (European hare)
Lineage: Eukaryota; Metazoa; Chordata; Mammalia; Lagomorpha; Leporidae
Gene: FSCB
Product: fibrous sheath CABYR binding protein
Exons: 1
Coding region: 1-2487 (828 amino acids)
Biological process (GO): negative regulation of protein sumoylation
Cellular component (GO): sperm principal piece; sperm fibrous sheath
Molecular function (GO): calcium ion binding
Source: RefSeq, a predicted model, not a curated record
AUGGAAGAAAUUGAUGAAUCUGAUCAGCCUAUCUCUCUAGGGAGGCAAGAAAUUCGAAAGAGAAGACGACCUAGCCAACCAAUGGUAGACAAAUCACAGCAGACUGAAGUGAUAGAGAAAAAGAAACACCUGGCCAUGCCACAGUCAUCUGGCCCCAAAGCUACUCUCAGUAUUGGUAAUAUUUCUGGAUGCAAAGGCAACUAUGGUGCCAAAGAAUAUGAGUCCAUUAGAGUAUCUUCCCAACUUCAACAAACUUGGAUGAAGAGAAAGCGUGGUCAGGAAAUGACUGAUAGAUCGCUGCAGACAGACACCCUCAUAGAAGAGGAAAAAGAAAUCAAACUCAUUGAUGAGACCAUAGUACCUGAUGAAAAGCCAACCAGUGUGGGAGAAGCAGCCUCUGAAUUGCAAGACGGUGCUCAAGAAGUAGAAAUUCCAUCAAGCAGACACUCAGUUCACCAAAAAAUAGACAGAUCUCAGCAGACCAGUUGUACUGGAGACUGGACCAUAUUGAACAUUCCGCCAAAAGAGAAAGUCGACAAGGAGCAGCAGACAUCCUUUAGUGAAUUACAGAUAAUGGUUAUUUCCAAGCCAAGUAGUUCUUUUACAACGCCAAAGGAAGGUGUCCAGAAGUUUAUAUCCUCAGAAAAGAUUUUUGCUGAUGAACAUCCUGAAUUUCAGCCAGCAACAAGUAGCUGUGAAGAAAUUAGGCAGAAAAGUGCCAGCACAUCUUCUUUUACUCAGGAAACUGCAGAAGGUACUGUAGUACCCUUAGAAGAUGAAUUUAGGCAAGAGGUAACUACACUUGUUGUAGAAGAGGCUUCUUUUGAGGCAAUGGAGAUUCCACCAGUGCAAAAAGUCUGCAGUGAAUUGUAUCUUCCUAUUGUAGAAAUGGCACAUGGUGAAGUGCAGCCUCCACCAGGUGAGGAGGUCAUAGCUGAAGUAGAGCCUAGCCCUGCGGAGGAGACCCCUGUCCAAAAACAGCCUCCAGCUGAAGAGACCGGUGCAGAUGGGCCACCAGCUGAGAGACCUCCUGCUGAGGAACCACCUAUAUCAGUCAAAGAAUCUCCUGUUGAUGUCCAGCCUCAACCCCCUGAGGAUAUCCUUGAAGAUAUCCCAGCUGAGGUAGAGCCCACUCCUGCUGACGUGCAGUCUCCACCCGCCGAAGAGGGUCCUGAGGAAGGUACCUCUGUGGAGGUAGCCCCUAAAGAAGAGACCUCUGCCCAAGUUCAAUCUCCAUCAGCUAAGGAUGACCUUGAAGAGGCCCCUCCUACAGCUCAGUCCCCACCAGCUGAGGCGGCUCUUGCCGAAGAGAGUCCCGCCAAAGAGGUUCCUCCUGAGCUUCAGCCCCCACCCGCCGAGGCGGGUCCUGCUGACACUGCGCCUCCCCAGGCUGAAGAGGCACCCAUGAGAGAGACCCCUGAUGAGGCUCGGCUUCCUGCAGCUGAGGAGACUUCCGUAGAAGAAGAGGCUGCUCCUGAAACUUGGUCUGCAGCAGCUGCAGAAGCUCCCAGGGAAGAGGCCUUUGUUGAAAUUCAGGCUCCGCUAUCUGAAGAGGCUACUGCAGAAGAGGGCCCUGCUGAGAGUGAGUCUCCACCGGGGGAGGAGGUGCCUGCUGAAGGAGGCCCUGCGGACGAGGGCCCUGCUGAGCAUCAGUCUCCACCGGGGGAGAAGGUGCCUGCUGAUGGAGGCCCUGCGGAAGCUCAGUCGCCACUAGAUGAGAGGGCUCCCACAGAAGAGGCCUCUGCUGGCACUCAGGCUCCAUCGGCUCCAGGAAAACAGAUCCCUGAGGACGUUCCGUCUCCACCAGCUGACAAGGCUGCUGUAGAUGAAAUCCCUGAAGAAGUUCAGAUCCUGUCAGAUGAGCAUGCCCCAGCAGAAGAGGCCUUGGCUGGAGUUCUGUCACCACCAGCUGAAGAAGGGGCCUUGGCUGAAGUUCUGUUGCCACCAGCUGAAGAAGGGGCCUUGGCUGAAGUUCUGUUGCCACCAGCUGAAGAAGGGGCCUUGGCUGAAGUUCUGUCGCCACCAGCUGCAGAGGGCCCUGCUAAAGUUCCGUCUCUGACAGAUGAGGCUACCAGAGAAGAGGCGCCGAAUGACGCACAGGCUCCACGAGCAGAGGCAGUUCCCGCAGAAGAGGCCUCUGCCGAAGCUCUGUUUCCACCCACUGAUGAGGCUACUACUGAAAUUCAGCCCCCAUCUGCUGAGAAGGCUCCUGUCGAAGAGAUCCCUGCUGAAGUUCCGCAGCCAGUGGACCAAAACUCUGCAGAUGGGGCUCUGGUGGAGAAUGUGCAAACUGAAUUGCAAUCUCCCCUGGUCACAGGCACUGCAGGUGGAAAAGGGUCAGAUGGUUUGAAAGCUGAUAAAAAAUUUGAAGAUGCUUCAAAAGUGGAUCCUGUUCCUGAAGAUCUUUCUAAUACCAAAGACAUGGUGAUUCCCACUAUUGAAGUAGAGGGUGUCAUUCAUGUAGAAAUAAAAAAUGCUUCCUCCUGA